CUCCUGCUCAACCUCAGCCUGGGCGAUCUGCUGGGGUCCCUAUUCGGAGUCACUUUCACCUUCGCGUCGUGCCUCCGGAGCGGCUGGGUGUGGGACGCCGUGGGCUGCGCGUGGGACGGGUUUAGCGGCAGCCUCUUCGAGAAGUGUUCCUGUCACAAAUGCCUGUGUGGUGUAUUGUAACAUUUACUGCUAAGGUGAAAAGCAGGAAUGAAAAGGACACAUCCAUUCUGGUGUUCUCAGAUGUCAUACAGGCACUGUGUCAUGUUUUCCAUGCUACUGACUUAUUGUCUUAAAAUGUUUAAAAUUGAUAACAGUUCAGCAGUUUAGGACUUGCAAACUCCAUGUUUCUGGAAUGAACUGGAACUUUACAAAGAGAGAUUUUAUUACAGCCUAAUCACCUCAGAGGAGCCCUCACAGUUCUUCAUUAGCUGUCACCCUACACUUCAGCUCCUAGGAUGGCAGACAGGCUUCCCACAGAGUUUGAUGUGAUUAUAGUAGGAACAGGUCUGCCUGAGUCCAUCCUUGCAGCUGCAUGUUCAAGAAGUGGGCAGAGUGUUCUGCAUGUUGACUCAAGAAGUUACUAUGGAGGGAACUGGGCUAGUUUCAGCUUUUCAGGUUUGCUUUCCUGGUUGAAGGAAUGCCAGGAGAACAACGGCAGUGAGGAAGAAGGGACUGCUGCCUGGCAAGACUCCAUCCAUGAAACGGAAGAAGCCAUUGCUCUCUCCCAGAAGGAUGAAACUAUUCAGCACAAAGAAGUCUUUUGUUAUGCUAGUCAGGAUGUGGGAGACAGCAUUCAAGAGACUGAUGCUCUACAGAAAAGUCUUUCCCCAGAGGCAUUUGGUACCCUCCCUGAGCCUCUGGAUUCUGUAUGCUUGCCCAAAGAAAUGCCUUCCACAAAAACAGAGAUAAGUGAAACAGAGCUCUCAGUGGCUGUACCUGAUGUAGAGGACUCACCAGAGAAGGAACAGCACUGUGGAGAGGAAGCCUGUAUCCACACAGUUUCAGAUGGACACAGAGAUGAAAACAGACUUGCUGUAGAGGACCACCCUGGUCAGCCAAAGAGAAGUAGGAUCACUUACCCUCAGAUGGUUAAGGAAAGCAGGAAGUUUAAUAUUGAUUUGGUAUCAAAGCUGCUGUAUUCUCAAGGAUCUCUGAUUGACCUUUUAAUCAAAUCAAAUGUUAGUUGUUACGCAGAAUUUAAGAAUGUCACUAGGAUUCUUACAUUUCGGGAAGGGAAGGUAGAACAGGUGCCUUGCUCCAGAGUAGAUGUCUUUAAUAGUAAAGAGCUCACCAUGGUUGAAAAGAGGAUGCUAAUGAAAUUCCUUACGUUCUGUUUAGACUAUGAACAGCAUCCUGAUGAAUACCAAGAUUUCAACCAGUGCUCAUUUUCUGAGUACUUAAAAACUAAAAAACUAACCCCCAACCUCCAGCAUUUUAUACUCCACUCAAUUGCAAUGACAUCAGAAUCACCUUGCACUACAUUAGAUGGGCUUAAAGCAACAAAAAACUUCCUUCAGUGUCUUGGACGAUAUGGCAACACUCCCUUUUUAUUUCCUUUGUAUGGCCAAAGGGAAAUUCCCCAGUGUUUCUGCAGGAUGUGUGCAGUUUUUGGUGGAAUCUAUUGUCUUCACCACAAAAUACAAUGCUUUGUAGUUGACAAAGACUCCGGAAGCUGUAGAGCAGUCAUAGACCACUUGGGCCAGAGGAUAAAUGCUAGCUCUUUUAUUGUGGAGGAUAGCUACCUUUCGAAGGACACAUGCUCCAACAUGCAGUAUAAGCAGAUCUCAAGGGCCGUGCUCAUCACAGACCAGUCCAUGCUGGAGACAGAUUCAGAUCAGCAGAUUUCCAUCUUGAGAGUGCCUCCACUGGAGCCAGGAACCUGCUCUGUUCGGGUCACUGAAUUAUGUUCUUCAACCAUGACGUGCAUGAAAGACACCUAUCUGGUCCAUUUGACCUGCUCCUCCUCAAAAACAGCAAGAGAAGACUUAGAGCCAGUGGUGAAGAAACUCUUCACUCCUUUCUCAGAAACAGAAGCGGAGAAGGAAGAACUCAGAAAACCAAGACUCUUGUGGGCUCUUUAUUUUAACAUGAGAGAUUCCUCAGGUGUGAGCCAAAGCUCAUACUGUGGCUUACCUUCCAAUGUGUACGUCUGCUCUGGGCCUGACUGUGCACUGGGGAAUGAGCCUGCAGUCAAACAAGCAGAAAGGCUGUUCCAGGAGCUCUUUCCCAAUGAGGAAUUCUGCCCACCUCCUCCAAAUCCAGAAGACAUUAUCUUUGAUGGUGAGGAUAAGCAGUCAGACACUUCAGCAACCGAUGACACACUUACGGCCAAGCUAGAAUCCCCUGGGGAAAGGAAGAGCCUAGAAGAGCCAGAACACCUUCAAAAUUAAAAGAGAACCAGCUGGAAAUGCUUUCCAUCCUGGCAUCAAAAUUGUCUCAUUUGAAAGAUAGCUACCAUGUGAAUAAGUAGAAAUCGCUAUGUAUAAAUGCUAUUCAGAUCUUGUCUUUAACUCCGAGACAUUGAGCAUCGGGUAUCUUUGUUAACCUAUCAGCAACUGAUUUCUUGUUUAUUCAGUGUUUUAUUUCAGAAAUGGCUCUGGGAUCCAGAAUCUUAAGACACUGUUAGCUUACUUACUUUUGGGUGUAUCUGUGAGCAUUCAGUGUUAGCAAGUUUAUUUGAAGGAAAAUGAUACUAUUCUUGCUACUCUGUCCAGAUUUUAUCAUUGUGUACAAGAAAAUUAAUGUCUAAGGAAUAAUUUGGUUAUUUUUGCAGCGAUUAUUGUUGCUACCACUUCUGUUGGGUGGUGACACACACCCAACAGUAGAUUAUGUGGUUUUUGUAUAUAAUAUAAACAUGUAGAGUUGGUGGUAGGACUAGCAACUAGUACAAGUGCCAUUAGAACAACACAAUUGUCUAAUUGCAAAAAGAUUAGCUAUGCAUGUACUGUCUUGGUGUUUACAUUUUGCAGGUCAUUUCAUCUGCUUAACUUUUGUAACCAAUGGAGCGAUUAGAACAUCAUAGCCUUCUACUUUGCAGAAAGAGUGGGAGUUAGUAUUUGAGCUCAUUUUAAAGAAACACAUCGCUGUCUGGGUGUGGUGGCUCACUCUCAUAAUCUUAUUCAGGAAGCUGAGGCAGGGGAAUUGCUGCAAACUCCAGGCCAGUCUGGGUGACAGUGUGAAACAUCAUUUCAAAACAGCAGCUACCACCAAAAAUAAAAAUAGAAGUACAUUGUAAAAAAAAAAAAAAAAAACAC
This is a messenger RNA of Nannospalax galili (Upper Galilee mountains blind mole rat), 3254 nucleotides long. It is a transcript of the gene Chml, whose product is annotated as CHM like Rab escort protein. Lineage: Eukaryota; Metazoa; Chordata; Mammalia; Rodentia; Spalacidae. Gene Ontology annotation, biological process: protein geranylgeranylation; intracellular protein transport; small GTPase-mediated signal transduction. Gene Ontology annotation, cellular component: cytosol; nucleus; cytoplasm. Gene Ontology annotation, molecular function: GDP-dissociation inhibitor activity. The record is from RefSeq and is a predicted model, not a curated record.